Ictalurus furcatus (blue catfish) is the source of this 4142-nucleotide messenger RNA. It is a transcript of the gene nln, whose product is annotated as neurolysin (metallopeptidase M3 family). Lineage: Eukaryota; Metazoa; Chordata; Actinopteri; Siluriformes; Ictaluridae. The record is from RefSeq and is a predicted model, not a curated record. The transcript has 14 exons. Gene Ontology annotation, biological process: proteolysis; peptide metabolic process. Gene Ontology annotation, molecular function: metalloendopeptidase activity. Bases 474 to 2726 code for a protein of 750 amino acids. Gene Ontology annotation, cellular component: mitochondrial intermembrane space.
ACGUUCUAACGGCAGGGUUCACGUUUCUCAAUACAGUGAAACACGUGAAGUUUGAUUAGCGAUUAAUGCUAAGUGUAUAAGCUAAGAGUGUAAUUUUAGUCAAACAGAGCAAUUUCUUAGUAAUACAUCUGAGGGAAAUGUUGAUAAUCCGGUGCCAUUUUCACUAUUAUUGGGUGCACAGUGUUGUCUGUAUAAAAGGAUUUAAGGACUAAGCUGUCGUUAACCUCAGUUAGCUAGUUUGCUCAGUUUGCUAGCAGCCUAAUGUGUUGUUGUGAUGCUAAUCAGGUGUACAGUGAGCGAUAUGGUGGAAACACAGGGCAUUCAAAUCCACAGGAGAAGGGCAGUGUUACUGUGGGGGGAAAUGGCCGAGUGUUAGUGUUAGUGCACUCUGUAGGGAGGACGUGUUGAUUUGAGACGCACCCAUCCGGACACAUGUUCAGUUCUGGUGUUGAACACGAGGCUGCGGGUGAGAGAUGAUGUUCCUCAGAGUGGCUGUGAGCAGAACCGGGAGCGGGUACAGGUACAGAGUGUUUGGGUUCCGCUCGCGGCCCAGAAUGACUCUCCCGAACGCUCUGGACAUUUCGGCUAAAAGCUGUUCGAGUUCCUGUGAGAACCGGAGCGAGCUGAGGUGGGAUCUGAGCCCGGAGCAGAUCCGGCAGCGGACGGAGAAACUGAUGCAGAGGGUGGAGCAUGCGUACGCCUCGGUGGCGGCGGUGGACGUGGAGAAGGUGUGUUAUGAGAACACGCUACAGGUUCUAGCAGAGGCCAAGCUGGAUUACGCUGCGUCCCGGCACAUGCUGGACUUCCCUCAGUACGUCUCCCCGUGUAAAGACGUGCGGUCUGCGAGCACCGAGGCAGACAAACGCCUGUCCGAGUUUGACGUGGAGAUGAGUAUGAGAUCAGACGUGUUCCACAGACUCAUAGCACUGCAGGAACGGCGAUGUAAUGAUUUACUCCCCGAGUCGCGGAGGUUUAUGGAGCGGCUGAUUAAUCUGGGGAGGAGAAACGGACUGCAUCUGUCUGCAGAUGUGCAGCAGGAGAUCAAAAAACUUUCUAAAAGAAUGAGCGAACUUUCGAUAGAUUUCAACCAGAAUGUGAAUGAAGAAAACACGGUUCUGAUCUUCUCUUCAGAAGAGCUGGGUGGUCUGGCUGAGAGUUAUUUAAACGGUUUGGAGAAGACGGAGGACGGGCGGUACAGGGUGACGCUGGCGUACCCGCACUACUUCCCUCUGAUGAAGAGAUGUCACGUUCCAGAGACCAGGAGGAAGAUGGAGGCGGCUUUUAACAGCAGGUGUAAAGAGGUGAACACAGAAAUCCUCGAACAGCUGAUUGAGUUGCGUGCGAAGGCGGCUAAGCUGCUGGGCUUUAGCAGUCAUGCUAACUAUGUGCUAGAGAUGAAUAUGGCCAGGAACUCCAACACGGUGUCUCACUUCCUCGAUGAGUUGUAUGAGAAGUUGAAGCCGGUGGGUCAGAAGGAGCGUCAGUACCUCCUCUCACUCAAACAAGCCGAGUGCCAGAGGCGGGGCCUGGACUGUGACGGACAGCUGCACGCGUGGGAUCUGCCGUACUACAUGAACCAGGUGGAGCGGGUGAAGUUUGCGGUGGAUAAGGACAAGCUGCUCGAGUAUUUCCCACUGGAGGUGGUGACUGAGGGUCUGCUGGGGAUCUACCAGGACGUCCUGGGGCUCCGCUUCCACCAAAUCCAAAACCCUCACGUGUGGCACGAGAGCGUGAAGCUUUACACCGUACUCGACGCCACCACGGGUGAGGAGAUUGGACGCUUUUAUCUGGACCUACAUCCCAGAGAAGGGAAGUACGGCCACGCCGCGUGUUUCGGUCUGCGGCCCGGGUGUCUCGGUCCUGACGGGAAGCGUAUGAUCCCGGUGGCAGCCAUGGUGGCCAACUUCACCAAACCUUCACGUAACUGGCCGUCUCUACUGCAGCACCAUGAAGUGGAGACCUUCUUCCACGAGUUCGGUCACGUGAUGCACGAGCUGUGCUCCAGGACUCGCUAUGCGGAGUUCAGCGGCACGCUGGUGGAGACGGACUUCGUGGAGGUUCCCUCUCAGAUGCUGGAGAACUGGGUGUGGGAGAAGGAGCCACUCAGGAGGAUGUCUCGCCACUACAUCGACGGCAGCUCCAUCCCCGAUAGCCUGCUGGAUAAACUCAUCGCCUCCAGAGUGGCUAACACUGGUCUGAUGAACCUCAGACAGAUCGUGCUCAGUAAAGUGGACCAGGCGCUCCACACCAAGUCUUCUGCUGACACCAGCGCCGAGUUCUCCAAGCACUGUAGGGAGAUUUUGGGAAUCCCGGCUACACCAGGGACGAACAUGACGGCGAGUUUCUGUCACCUGGCCGGAGGUUACGAUGGUCAGUAUUACAGCUACCUGUGGAGUGAAGUUUAUUCCAUGGACAUGUUCUUCAGCCGCUUCAGGAAGGAGGGAAUCAUCAACCCCAAGGUAGGUAAGGAGUACAGGAGAGUGGUUCUGGAGGCCGGUGGCUCGGUGGACGGGACGGAGAUGCUGAAAACGUUUCUGGGCCGUGAGCCGUGUCAGGAUGCGUUCUUCCAGUGUAAAGGACUCGCAAAUCAGUAUCUGAGUUUCUGUGAAGGAAAAUACGCACCACAGAGUUUAAUAUUAAAUCAUUUUGGUUUUCACAUCACCAAGUCAAACAUCAGAGAAGAAAAGCACAAAAAUGAAGCUUUGGUUGGACAGGGGAUGAAGUAGCGGGAGACCUGGGAGUAUACGAAAAGGACUUUUUCCAAACUGUAGUGUCCUUAUGUGGAUGUUAGAUACUUUAGUAGUAGCUUUGAAACUAUUACAAACCAAGCCGAUGAAUAAACAGACUGAUUUGCUGAGUGAAUUUAAUAGAUACGUGAGGCAUAAGUACAAAACUUUUAAACACAUUUUUACAGACGGAUCAAAAGAUCCAAUUACAGCAAACACAGGCUCCGCGCAGUAGUUCCCAGUCAGAGGAAUGAGAUAUGCAGGCGGACCUCAAAUAACUUAAGUGUAUAUGCCGUGGAGCCGUAUGCCAUCUUCAUAGCAUUAGAAUGGAUUGAACAAAAUAAAGCAAAUAAAGCUUUAAUCUGUAGUGAUUCAGUAUCUGCCGUCCGGAGUCUUAAAUCAGGAAUGGCAAGAAAUCACCAGGAACUGUUUUAUGAACUCACGAUUAUCCAUUAAAGAAUAAAGAAGCAAGAUAAGGAGGUUAUAUUCAUGUGGAUCCCAGUGCAUUUUGUCAUUAUGGGAAAUGAAAGGGUAGACAAUAUAGCCCAGAGCAAGCGUUGAAAAAAGAGAUUAUACAUACAGACAUCAUUCUUUCAAGAUCAGAAGAGAAGAGCAUUGUAUGGGAACGAAUUAGUCAAGAAUGCCAACAACAGUGGGAUCAAGAAUUAAAAGGUAGACAUCUCGUUAAAAAGAAGAGUGGAUGAAGGGAGAUGAAGGGGAAAAACAGGAGAGAGGAGUCUAUUAUAACCAGACACAAUACGUUACAUACACUCCAUAUUAUAGAGAAACAUCCAACUGGAUUUUGUGAACAUUGUCAAAUACCAGAGACUGUAGAACACGUGCUUGUUAUUUGUCGGAAAUAUGAAACACAAAGGAUGGACAUGAUAACAGACAUAAGGAAAGAAUAGGAUUAACAGGACAUGGAGUAAAGAAUAUAUCGGAAUGCAGUGGGAGUGAAAAAGGAAGGAAAUACUUGAUCUGCUUUCUAAUAAAAACUGGACUAAAGACGAGGACAUGACAUGGUGCACUGUAUAGGAGUUAAAUAAAUUCAGAAGAUGGCAGUAGUGCAACAUCGAGGAUGCAAGCUGCCGUUAAAAUCCGAAGAAGAAGAACAGAAUCAGCGUUUUUCACCUCAGUGUCUGUCUCAGUCUGCAGAUUUGAACCUAGUUGAAACCCUGUGAAGAGGACGUCCACACACACACACACUCUCACACACGCACACACCGAGCUGAGAAUAUGAAGGAAUGUUUUAAAAGUUGUGUGUAGAUGAUGGCCCGAGGUCCUCUACACACGUCUCCAAGCUUGUCCAGGAGACACAGAGCUUCACUUAAUGGAAUGAAGCUCCAUUAAGUCAACAUGAUCAUAGAAAAACUCUGAAUUAUUUGUGUUGCACAAAAAUGUUAAAAUAAAACAAUA